Molecule: messenger RNA, 921 nt
Organism: Phyllopteryx taeniolatus (common seadragon)
Lineage: Eukaryota; Metazoa; Chordata; Actinopteri; Syngnathiformes; Syngnathidae
Gene: spi2
Product: Spi-2 proto-oncogene
Exons: 5
Coding region: 110-796 (228 amino acids)
Biological process (GO): regulation of transcription by RNA polymerase II; cell differentiation
Cellular component (GO): nucleus
Molecular function (GO): DNA-binding transcription factor activity, RNA polymerase II-specific; sequence-specific DNA binding
Source: RefSeq, a predicted model, not a curated record
UGGCGGCGGGCUCCAGACGCGUCCUUAUCUGGCCCAGAGGGGAGGAUGUGGUCAGCGCUGGGGGGGCUUUGUUGACGGCCUGACUGGUUGCUGCCGCCGUUGUUGCGGCAUGGAGCCCAUUGUUACCGCAGGGAUCGCAAACCUCACUCCCCUUGGGGGAGGUAUAAGAACAGUAGCCCGACGUACUUUUGUAGACAUUAUUUGGACCGACUUCCCUGACCGAGCAGCGAUGAAUUCUUGCCAGGAGAGUCAGUCUGACUUGGAGGUGAUUUUAGAAUUCCUGGAGGAGUACCAUAGACAAAACUCAGAAAACAAUGGUGUGCAAGAGGAUGGAACCAGUGUGGACAAUUACACUUGGGAGCAAUGCUGGAGGCCUUGUGAGCGACCUAGCAUCCCAAGUGGCCCUCAGGCGGCGCCUUGCGAGCCCCCUGCUGCCUCUGUGACGACAAGACAAUUAAGCACACAUCAAGCCACGGCAGCGGGCAGCGGUCGAAAGGUUCGUCUGUUUCACUUCCUCUUCGAGAUGCUGGAGGACCCCGCCAUGGCCCACUGCGUAUCCUGGGUGCCGUCAUCCUCGGGCGUCUUCCGCUUCUCCGCCCACAACAAGGACCAGCUGGCGGCGCUGUGGGGCCAGAGGAAGGGCAACAAGCGGCCAAUGACGUACCAGAAGAUGUCGCGUGCCCUGAGGAACUACGCCCGCUCCGGCGAGAUCUUCAAGGUGAAGAAGAAGCUCACGUACCAAUUCAGCGAGCACACCCUGAUGCUGCUGCACAAGCGUCACGCCGGAGAUCUGUAAUGCAAACCGCAGCUGAACACUCACUGGAGUUUAUAUCUUAUGUUAUCGUGUGCAAAACACGUUUGUCAUCAAAAAUAAAGCUUUUACAUUAAAAGCACGUCUAGCCCCACCUCCAUAAAAAGAAC